CCCCCCUACAUUUAUGUGCGUAGAAAGCCGCUGGAACAGCGGUAUGUCUUCUGCCAUUCUGUCAUUGGAUCUGAAGCAGAAAGAGAUGGCCCAGGUGCCUCCAUUUUGCUUGUGAAGUUGCCUCAAUUACCCUAUCUCCCAUUAGCUUAAUUAGUUCAGAUUCCUGUUUCUUAGUUUCAUUUAUAUAUGCUUUGCUUGCUAUUUAACUCAUGUUGUUCUUGUUUGAUCAAAGCCCUGAGGUGGGUUUUAUGUUGUCUUUUUUUAUUUUUAUUACCACUUUUGUCCGCUUUACUCACCAUUACUUGAGUUUUUGUCUGGAUUUUGUUUCUCUUUCCUUGAGUUUGGUUAUAUGCUGUUUGUUUGGUUGCCUUUGCACAGGGGAAAACUUCACAUUCAACCCAUGGUAAGAUCUGGAAAAGUUGAAGAAAAAGCUUGGAAGAUUUGUGUGCCAAGUCCCUAUUGAAUAAUGCCCAUAUGGUUUGGAGCUUUACAACUGCAGAUACCUUUCCCCACCUUGCUGCCUUGUGGAACUCUGGAGGACAGAGGAGCAACAAAACCCUAACCCUCGGUCCUUUUGUUCUCUCCUUGCUCUUCGCUUGCUGCAUGGGGCCUGCAGGGUGGAUUUCUAGCAGAAAGAUUUGAUUUUUAUGCCGGUGAUCGAGGAAAGUUGUGAUUUUGGUGUCUGGGUUGUGGAUGAUUCAGGAGCAUCGUGAGGAUUUCAAGAGUUUUGCUUGCUGAAAGAGGGGAAGGAUGGCUCCUCCAAGCUUUGGUCUUGCUCAAUGGUGGGCGAAGGAGGCGCGGAAUGGCACUCCGGUGGUCGUGACCAUGGAAAACCCCAACUACUCGGUAGUCGAGAUUGAUGGCCCUGAGGCCGCCGCCUUCCAGUCCAUGGACAAGGGCCGGGGGAAGAAUGCAAAGCAGUUCACAUGGGUGCUGCUCCUCAAGGCCCACCGAGCUGUAGGAUGUGUUGCUUGGUUGGCGGCCGGGCUCUGGGCGCUGCUUGGGGCCAUCAAGAAGCGAUUGAUCUCUCAGCAGGGAGUUGCGGUGGAAAGCGAUAAGCUCGGGAAAGGCAAGCUACUGUUCAGGUUCCUCAGGGGCGUUUUGGCGCUGUCACUGCUGAUGCUUGCAUUCGAGAUGAUUGCCUAUUGGAAUGGCUGGCACUUUCAGAAGCCCAGUUUGCACCUACCAGAGAACUUGCACAUACCGGAGACCACCGAGAUCCGGGGGUGGAUGCAUUCUGCCUAUCUCUCAUGGCUUUCUUUCAGAGCUGACUACAUCGCCUACCCAAUUCAGGCCCUGUCAAACUUCUGUGUGAUUCUCUUCAUUAUACAGUCGGCUGAUAGGAUGAUCUUGUGCUUCGGGUGCUUUUGGAUCAAAUUCAAGAAGAUCAAACCAAGGAUUGCAGGUGAUCCCCUCAAAUCUGAUGAUGUGGAGUGUUCAAAUUUUGAGUUCCCCAUGGUUCUGGUCCAGAUUCCAAUGUGCAAUGAGAGGGAGGUAUAUGAGCAAUCCAUUUCAGCUGUCUGCCAGAUUGAUUGGCCCAGAGACCGUUUAUUAAUUCAAGUUCUGGAUGACUCGGAUGAUCAGACUAUCAAGAUCUUAAUCAAAGCAGAGGUGUCCAAAUGGAGCCAACGCGGUGUCAACAUUGUCUAUCGGCAUCGCUUGGUCCGGACUGGUUACAAGGCGGGGAAUCUCAAGUCUGCCAUGAGCUGUGACCAUGUCAAGGAUUAUGAAUUUGUUGCUAUAUUUGAUGCUGACUUCCAGCCUAAUCCUGAUUUUCUUAAACAAACAAUUCCACAUUUUAAGGGAAAUCCAGAACUCGGGUUAGUUCAGGCACGGUGGAGUUUUGUAAAUAAGGAUGAGAACCUGUUAACCCGUCUCCAAAACAUCAACCUCUGCUUUCAUUUUGAGGUGGAACAGCAGGUAAAUGGUGUUUUCUUAAACUUCUUCGGUUUUAAUGGUACUGCUGGUGUUUGGAGAAUCAAAGCAUUAGAGGACUCUGGGGGUUGGCUUGAGAGAACAACUGUGGAGGAUAUGGAUAUUGCAGUUCGUGCCCAUCUCAAUGGUUGGAAAUUCAUCUUCCUCAAUGAUGUCAAGGUGCCCUGUGAACUUCCCGAGUCUUAUGAGGCUUACCGGAAGCAACAACAUCGAUGGCAUUCUGGCCCAAUGCACCUAUUUCGAUUGUGUCUUCCAGCAAUUAUAACUUCCAAGAUAUCCAUAUGGAAGAAGGCAAACUUAAUACUGCUCUUUUUCCUCCUGAGGAAGCUAAUCCUUCCAUUCUAUUCAUUCACAUUGUUUUGUGUAAUUCUACCCUUAACCAUGUUUGUGCCUGAAGCUGAGCUACCUGUCUGGGUGAUCUGUUAUGUGCCUGUCAUAAUGUCCGUCCUCAACGUUCUGCCGGCCCCAAGAUCCUUCCCCUUCAUUGUUCCUUACCUUCUUUUCGAGAACACCAUGUCGGUUACCAAGUUUAAUGCUAUGGUCUCUGGAUUAUUCAAACUGGGGAGUUCGUAUGAGUGGGUCGUUACUAAAAAAGCAGGUAGGUCAUCAGAGUCUGAUCUAUUAGCAGCAGCAGAGAUGGAAUCAAAGCCUGCGAACCAUCCACAGCUUCUUAGAGGGGUUUCAGACAGCGAACUCAUGGAGCUGAACAAGUUGAAGGAACAACAAAAAGAAUUUCUCCAUCCUGUAAAAAGGGCCAAUAAAAUAUACAAGAAGGAAUUGGCUCUUGCUCUUUUACUCCUUACAGGUGCAGUCAGAAGUCUUCUAUCCGCCCAAGGAAUUCACUUCUACUUUCUCCUCUUCCAAGGUGUGUCGUUUCUUCUUGUGGGUCUUGAUCUGAUUGGGGAGCAGAUUAGCUGAUGAGUGAAGGAAAAAGAGAAGCAAAUCCCAGUUAUUCUUGGUCAUCCGAGCUUCCUUUCUAUGGAAAACACACUUGUUGGCAUUGACAGCUGUGAAUUUAGAGAAUUUAUUUAAUUAAGAUAUUCCUUAUUGAAUUCUUGGUCUUCACCUUUGCAAGGGGCGAGGGUGGAUAGCAGCUUCUACACAAUAAGAGCUUAAUCAUUUCAAAAUCUGGAUAGGAUUUUUGUUGUCUCUUUCUCCUUUGCGAAGGCCUUCUGUUACACAGAUAUUCUUCCUUAAAUUUGAUGUUUGAUACGAACUACUCUAAAUCUUGCUUGAGUGCAGCUUGCUGUUGAGAUUUAGCCCCAAUCUACUUGUAAACAAAGAGUGAAAAUGUUGGAUUCUAGUAUUUAUUUCUAAAAGUUGAGGGAGUAUUGUUCUCGCUUUCAAGUCCAAUUAUACUUAUGUACCCAUCAUAUGUAUAUUUGAAUGAAUUCAGUCUCAUCUAAAGUUGAAAGAGAUUUGGUACUCCAUUGUCCA
Messenger RNA from Elaeis guineensis (African oil palm), 3372 nucleotides. Its product is annotated as probable xyloglucan glycosyltransferase 5. Gene Ontology annotation, cellular component: Golgi apparatus. The record is from RefSeq and is a predicted model, not a curated record. NCBI's taxonomy places the organism in Eukaryota, Viridiplantae, Streptophyta, Magnoliopsida, Arecales, Arecaceae. Gene Ontology annotation, molecular function: glycosyltransferase activity.